Tribolium madens (black flour beetle) is the source of this 479-nucleotide messenger RNA. Its product is annotated as selenoprotein M-like. Lineage: Eukaryota; Metazoa; Arthropoda; Insecta; Coleoptera; Tenebrionidae. Gene Ontology annotation, cellular component: endoplasmic reticulum lumen. Bases 119 to 454 code for a protein of 111 amino acids. The record is from RefSeq and is a predicted model, not a curated record. Gene Ontology annotation, molecular function: oxidoreductase activity. The transcript is spliced from 3 exons.
UAAGAUUACGAAUCGUAUGAAAUUUCAGUCUGGUAAUCAUUGUUUUCCUAAGGAACAUCCUUAAUUGUUCAACACUCGUUUACUACCGGUCGAAGCGAUUUGUGAUAAAGAGCAGAAAAUGAAGAUUUGUGCUUCUCUACUUAUUUCGUGUAUUGCCUUUUUGGCAUUAGCAAAUGCAGAAGCUGCAAAUACUAAAAUUGCAAGGGCCAGGGUCGAAAGCUGUCCGAGUUGUAAACUGAACAGAUUGCCAGAAGUAAAAGCGUUUAUUUACGAGGACCUUCCAAAAUACGACAAUACAGAGUUUAAGAAAAUUCAAGGGGCUCCUCCAGUGCUCUUAUUUUUAAACGACGCUGAUGAAAUCGUCGAACAACACUCACUAGAGAAAUUUAGUCGUCAAGAAUGUAACAAUCUACUAAAAAGCAAAGGUUUUAAUAUUAAGGAUAAGGAAUUGUAAAUAAAAUGAAAAUCUUUUAAGGAAA